AUGCCAGCAGAAAGAGCAGGCUACACAGUCACCAUGUUUCUCGUCGACACUUCGCCGUCGAUGGGAACUUUACGAACUAUCGACCUUCCUCCAGGCCCAGACGGCGAGUGUCGAACGGCUAAUCUCACCAAUCUUGAGUGGGCCUUGCAGUUCAUUAAAUUGAAAAUACAAGAAAUGAUCUUUAACGGCCGUAAAACGGAUCAGUGUGGCGUUAUCGUUUUUGGCUCUGAAGAAACUAAUAACAUAGUCAACGAGAAGAACGGAGGCUACGAAAACGUCAUAGAAUACAUCCCUAUCGGCCAACCGAACGCAGGCACACUCGCCAAGAUCGAUGCUCUCCAACCUUCCAGCGUUUCUGGAGAUCCAAUCGACGCACUCAUUGUCGGGAUUGAAACACAAGCAAACUACCUGUCUUCUAAAAAAACGUGGACUCGAAAGGUAAUCAUGGUUACAGAUGGAGAAAGUCCGAUCGAAGUUGAGGACUGGGAAGCCACAGUUGCAAAGAUGGAUGGGUUAGACGUUAGCUUGACGAUUGUCGGAGUUGAUUUUGAUGACGAGGAACUUCCUUACACAGAACCUAAUAAAACUAUCAUUAAGGUAUGGGCUACGGAUACAUUUCAACAAACGAGAACCAAAGUUCAAUCACUGCAUAGCGUGCAAAUGAAGAAUUUUACAGCACCUUGA
This is a messenger RNA of Laccaria bicolor S238N-H82, 684 nucleotides long. RefSeq lists its product as uncharacterized. Bases 1 to 684 code for a protein of 227 amino acids. Gene Ontology annotation, biological process: telomere maintenance; double-strand break repair via nonhomologous end joining; cellular response to gamma radiation. Gene Ontology annotation, molecular function: telomeric repeat DNA binding; double-stranded DNA binding. The transcript is spliced from 6 exons. The record is from RefSeq and is a predicted model, not a curated record. Lineage: Eukaryota; Fungi; Basidiomycota; Agaricomycetes; Agaricales; Hydnangiaceae. Gene Ontology annotation, cellular component: Ku70:Ku80 complex.